Molecule: messenger RNA, 616 nt
Organism: Aspergillus sclerotioniger CBS 115572
Lineage: Eukaryota; Fungi; Ascomycota; Eurotiomycetes; Eurotiales; Aspergillaceae
Exons: 4
Coding region: 76-330 (84 amino acids)
Source: RefSeq, a predicted model, not a curated record
GAUUCUGGCAUCCGAGACAACUGUCAAUUAUCUUACCACCUGUCUUCAAUCCUGCCCAAGCACCUCGCCUUCAACAUGCAGUUUCUUUUCUUCCUCGCUGCAGCUCUAAGUAUUGGCGCCGGAACCUUGGCUUCACCUGCGCCAGCUGCUCGGAGCCUCGAUACACGGACUUAUCAUUGGCAUGGAUGUGCUGCGGGAAUUGAGUGUCACUCGGACGAGGACUGCCGCAUGAACUCGGAUUGCACGCAGACUGCGCAGGGGAAGCCCAAUAAUAUCCACUGUGGCCAGGAAAAUUACCCCUUCGCUUGCUGGGCGGAGUGGAAUACCUAGUCGUCAAGGUUUGCGAACACUAGCUCGAUUUUUUUUCUAUCAAUAACGAGCUAGAUGGUAGUUGUAGUGAAUGAUGGCCAUGAGGUGACGUCUCCGGGGACUACGAUGGAAUGAGUUUACGGGCUUUCAGAAAGAGCCCAAUGGGAUUCAUGAUGUAUUUCUCAUUGUUGACAAUUUGGGAAAUUGUUUAUCUGCUUGUUUCAUUUCUCUAAUCUGUCUUGGUAUUGUACGAGCCACACUGAGAUUGUAGCAGCCAACAUUCAACUACUCACCGGCUUCUCAGCCA